UUGGGCACAGACGAGUCCGCACAAGUGCCUGCUAAUUUGGUCGCGACCCGGUUACGAGAGCCGCGCAGAAAGUUUUGGAGGUUUGGGAAGGAGGGUGGUGGCCGGGCUUCCGCCGCUGGUGGCGAACUGCCUGUUGCGAGCGCGCCUCCACGUGGGCGCGCCCGCCAGGCCGUCAGGUCGCGGGCCUAAGAGACCACGCUCUACAGCUCGGAGAACAACAUGAAAGUUCAGGUUUGCAUUUCUUUAUUGCUUUGUCUUGAAGACAGAACGAUGCCAAAGAAAGCAAAGCCUGCAGGGAGUGGGAAGGAAGAGGGGCCGGUUCCCUGUAAGCAGAUGAAGGUAGAAGCAGCUGGGGGGCCUUCAGCUUUAAACUUUGACAGUCCCAGUAGUCUCUUUGAAAGUUUAAUCUCGCCCAUCAAGACAGAGACUUUUUUCAAGGAAUUCUGGGAGCAGAAGCCCCUUCUCAUUCAGAGAGAUGACCCCGCACUAGCCACAUACUAUGGGUCCCUGUUCAAGCUAACAGAUCUGAAGAGUCUGUGCAGCCGGGGAAUGUACUAUGGAAGAGACGUGAAUGUCUGCCGGUGUGUCAAUGGGAAGAAGAAGGUUUUAAAUAAAGAUGGCAAAGCACACUUUCUUCAGCUGCGAAAAGAUUUUGAUCAGAAAAGGGCAACGAUUCAGUUUCACCAACCUCAGAGAUUUAAGGAUGAGCUUUGGAGGAUCCAGGAGAAGCUGGAAUGUUACUUUGGCUCCUUGGUUGGCUCGAAUGUGUACAUAACUCCCGCAGGAUCUCAGGGCCUACCGCCCCAUUAUGAUGACGUCGAGGUUUUCAUCCUGCAGCUGGAGGGAGAGAAACACUGGCGCCUCUACCACCCCACUGUGCCCCUGGCACGAGAAUACAGCGUGGAGGCCGAGGAAAGGAUCGGCAGGCCGGUGCAUGAGUUCAUGCUGAAGCCGGGUGAUUUGUUGUACUUUCCCAGAGGAACCAUUCAUCAAGCGGAUACUCCUGCGGGGCUGGCCCACUCGACUCACGUGACCAUCAGCACCUACCAGAACAAUUCAUGGGGAGAUUUCCUUUUGGAUACCAUCUCGGGGCUUGUAUUUGAUACCGCAAAGGAAGACGUGGAAUUACGGGCCGGCAUACCCCGGCAGCUGCUCCUGGUGGAAUCCACAACUGUUGCAACAAGACGAUUAAGUGGCUUCCUGAGGACGCUUGCGGACCGGCUGGAGGGCACCAAAGAACUGCUUUCCUCAGACAUGAAGAAGGAUUUUAUUAUGCACAGACUCCCCCCUUACUCUGCGGGAGAUGGGGCAGAGCUGUCAACACCAGGUGGAAAGUUACCGAGGUUGGACAGUGUAGUGAGACUGCAGUUUAAAGACCACAUUGUCCUCACCGUACUGCCAGAUCAGGAUCAAUCUGAUGAAGCUCAAGAAAAGAUGGUGUACAUCUAUCAUUCCUUAAAGAAUAGGAGAGAGACACACAUGAUGGGGAAUGAGGAGGAAACAGAGUCUCAUGGACUUCGCUUUCCUUUGUCACAUUUGGAUGCACUGAAGCAAAUUUGGAACAGUUCCACUAUUUCUGUCAAGGACCUGAAACUUACUACAGACGAGGAAAGGGAAAGCCUGGUAUUAUCCCUCUGGACAGAGUGUUUGAUUCAAGUAGUCUAGUGCCUUUGCCGAAUCAAAUGCUACUAUUUUAUAUGCACAUAUUAAAAGAAAAGCAAAGACCUGAGCCGAGGAGAGGAUGAAUUCAAGUUUCCUUACCUGCGUAUCUAUUAACAUGAGACCUCCCUAUUAUAGGUGGUCAUUUGGCUAAGUGUACUAACGGGCACAUGAAAGAACAGCAAAUUAUCAAGUGUCUCAGAAAAUGAAAAAACCAUAUUUUGACAAGUUUAUUUAAUCCAGUGUGGUAGAAAAGGCACAAUUCCAAUGUAUCAUUUAGAAUUGAAUGUCAUUAACCUGGCUUUGUUCUUUGGAAGAAACAACUUCUUUAAAGAGCUGCUUUGGCUCUAGAAAAAUUUCCAACAAUUAAAAUAAGAAAAAAUUUUAAAUUGUUUUUUUACAGUGAAAAUAUACAUACCUUUGUGUAUAGACAAGCCCACGCCCACUAAAAGUUAUCCUGUAACAUAAAUUUUAUUAAAUAAUACUCCCCCAAAAUGAGAGGCACACACCACCUGUGGACAAAAGGGAGUUACAGAGGCUGCUUAAAAGAUGGAGAAAAGCCUGAAAUUGAGGGAAGAAAAAACCCAGUAUUUACAUGGAAAAACUAAGUCUAUAAAAAAUACUCAAAAUAGUGGGUCUUCGAGUUUAAAAUACUCACUGUUAUUUUACAUUCUAAAGUGCAUAUAGGUUGAUAUUUUUUAAAAUAUCACCAGAGAAUUUAAUCUUUAUAAAAAUAGAGCAUUUUUCUGCUUUCUGGCAAAAGUUGGGGAUAAAAGGAAAAGUUGUCUUAAUGUAAAAGUCUCAAUCCCAUUCAGCAGGAAAAAAACGCUUGUGAAUUGUGCAGUAAAAGGUGGUCAUGACUACUGGAAGCCAAGUCAAAGGUGAUUUCCUGCCUGAGUUUACUUAAAUAAAAGUUACUUACCAUGGGAGUGAA
Cercocebus atys (sooty mangabey) is the source of this 2593-nucleotide messenger RNA. RefSeq names its product MYC induced nuclear antigen (gene RIOX2). Gene Ontology annotation, molecular function: histone H3K4 demethylase activity; histone H3K36 demethylase activity. Bases 220 to 1665 code for a protein of 481 amino acids. Lineage: Eukaryota; Metazoa; Chordata; Mammalia; Primates; Cercopithecidae. The record is from RefSeq and is a predicted model, not a curated record. Gene Ontology annotation, cellular component: nucleolus. The transcript is spliced from 10 exons.